UAUCAUUUGAGUGCUGUGAAGAUUAAGCAAAGACGAGAUUAGCCACUUCAUUGCGAACGAUCACGAUCUUGGCCCUUCUUUGCUUCUCCUUCUCGGUCUUGACUCUGUCGCUUUAAGCAAUUGAUUUUUUACUUCGCAACCGAGGACAAUAAUUUUAUCAUUUACUACUCACUAGGGAGGACGUUGACUGAAUAGCGUCCCGUACUAGACCAGAAUGCGUCGCGGGCGGGUGUUGCUCGCCCUCGGGGCGAGCUGUGUUGCGCUGGGAACGCGCAAUGACAAAAUCGGGAAGGUCGUGGAGAUGCUAGUGGAGAAGAAAAACGAAGUUCUCGCCAAUGGGCAGGAAAUGAAAGUGCAGUGGAGCGCAUUCAAGACAUGGUGUGAUAGUACAUUUGCCAACACGGAGGAAGACAUUGAAGAAUUUUCGGCGGAGAUCAAGCGAUUGGAAGCGGAUAUUGCAGGAAAAGAGCUCAUAAUAAAAAAAGCGAUAGUUGCAAUCGAUACUGCCACUGUUGAAGCUCUCAAAGACAAGAAGGACAUUAAGGGUAUUCAUACAACUAUUUCUCGAGCUUCGUGAUUUGUGAAACGUUAAAUUACGUUAUUUUCACUUGGGGUGAAGGUGAUUAUGUUUGUACAACAGCAUAGAUGGAGACCGAUAAUGUGGGAGUGUAAUGUUUCUUUUAUCUUUGGUUUGAUGACAAGGACACAGGAAGAAGUGGGAUAUCGUUGUCGUCAAAAUGCAGUGGAACAUUAUUGUUACCCUGGCAAUAGGUAUUGCUAGAUCAACGUUGUCUUAACUGCCCUUCCCGGCUUGGUCCCAAACAAAUUUUUCUAAAUUUUCUAAAGAGAUGAGGUAUCGACACAAUGCAUGGGGAAAGAUUCCUCUUCUUAUAAUUCUCAUUGUAGUCUUGAAAUGAUACUCAUUCCACAGCAAUGGAGCAUGUCCGAGAAGCGGAAAAAACAGCCUUUGUUGCAGCGGAAACAGAGCUCAACGACAGUAUCUAUGCCUGCGAGAAGGCGCGCGAAACGCUCCAGGCGGUACCCGACGCGACGCCAGUAGCUGGUAGCGCAUUGUUGCAGCUGAAGCUGAACAAGAUUAAUUUCGGCACUAGUCGCGGUUCUCACCGCCGAGCGAUUGAAAAUCUGCUGGAAAUCGCCCAGGAGCCACCAGCGGGCAUUUCGACACAGAAGGUGCAGCAGCCACAGGGAGCGGAAUAUGCUAUGAGUAUUGACAUUGUGUUAGCUGUUCUAGGAGGCUGUACUGCGUGCAGGAUCUGAGUUUAGAUUUUCUAGGAAAUAAGAGUAUGUAUCUCAAUCGCCCAACGUUUUUUUGUAUGUAUGUAAUUCGGCUCGGACGUGUGAUCAUGUUCAAGGUAUUGUUUGAUUUCUUUCUCGUCUGCCUUCAGCCCGGAACAGCGGGACGGAAAAGGUGAUUAGUAUGCUAGGGGAGCUCCAGGACUCCUUCGAAGAGGAGCUAAGGAACUUGCAGGACGGUGAGCGUAAGAACAUCGAAUCUUAUGAGCUUCAAAAGGAUGCGACCGAGGAACACCUGAGGAUUCAGAACAAUAUUAUCGCUGACGAGACUGCUGUGAAGACGCAGAACGAGGCCGAAAAGGGUGAGUUGGAGCAAAGUUUGACGAGCAAUACAAACUCGCUCGCAGAAAGCAAGAAGUAUUUGAAAGAAACCAGCGCAGAAUGCACGCAGAAGGCAGCAGACUUCGUGGCUGCGCAGAACUCGAUGGGAGAGGAAGUACCUCGGAUUUUAUUUCUUUACUUGCCAAUGUCGGGACGUGCAUUUUGGAAGGGUUGCAAUCUCAAUUUUUCUAUAUGCACAAUGGCGCACUUCUUAUAAAUAUAGUAAUAGAUUUUCUGCACAGGCCACAGCGAUCGAAAAGGCGGUGGAGAUUAUGCAAGGACCGGAGGUGACCACCGGUGGCGGUAACCUAGCUUCGACUGGCGCCGCAGACACGGUUUCGUUUCUGCAGGUCGGCACCUCAAGGAAGUCUCAGCCGCGUCUGACCCAAUUCCUGAAAGAGGAAUCCUUAAAAGUUAAUAGCAAACUUCUGAUGCAACUGGCCUCGUUGGCCCAGGAUGGACCUUUUGACAAGGUCAAGGGGUUGAUCGAGAAGGAAAUUAAGAAGCUCCAGGAGGAAGUGAUGAAGCGGCAAACCGAUAAAAACUGGUGUGAUAGCGCUAUUGCUGAGAACACCCGUGAGAUCGAAAAGUACACGGAUCAAAAGCAGGACGAAACCAUUGCGGUGGAGACUCUGACCGUUCGCCGGGACACACUAAAGGAGGAAAUCGCGCAACUCACGAAAUCUAUCUCGGAAAAGAAGAAGGCAAUGGCAGAAGCGACCACGAACCGCAAUGCGGAAAGGAAGGAGAGCGAGCGGGUACUAGCGUCCGAUAUCGACUGAUGAUAUUGCUUAUAUUUCUUUUCGUCUUGUCGUCUCAUCUCUGAAGAGCUGAAUUCUCUGUAGAUUCUGGCUAGGCGAGAAUUAUCGAAGUCUAAAUUUUCUAAAUUAAGCUUUCGCUCAAUCACAUCAGAUCGUGAAGGAGUCGCGUGAAGCCGAGGAGGCCGUGAAGUCGGCGAUCGAGGUUCUGACGGAGUACUAUGGCGAUUCUGGUAUCGGUGGAACCGCGUCUCUUGUGCAGCAAGGAACGCAGGAAUCGCAGAGUCCGAAGCCGGAGUUCGAGGGUGGAGAGUACAGUUCUAGCGGCGAAGGUAUCCUCGGUAUGCUGACCACGAUUGAGGCAGACUUCAGCAAAACCGCAGCUGAAACAGACGCGGAAGACUCGACCGCGCAGGAGAGCUACGAGAAAUUCAUGAAGGAGAGCAAGGUAUAAAGUAGGUCAAUUUACUAUGUUUCUUCUUUUAUAAGUGAAAGCCUUGAUGGUGUUGGAUGAAGAAGUUUCAUACGAACUUUCACUUCUGCCUUUCUAAAUCUCGAAACACCCAUGCACUGACAGAUUUUCUUGGCUUCCUCCGGCCCGGAUCUUGAGAACAGUAGAUCGAAGCUUGCUGAGACGAAGCAGUCACUGUUGGACGCUGCGGAUGCGGCUAAGGCCGCCACGGAGAAUCUUGAGGCAGAGACGAAAUACAAGAACGACACGGUUGACCCGAAGUGCGUGAAGACUGCCGUUUCCGCCGAAGAACGCAAUGCAAAGAGAGAGUCUGAGAUUAAGUCUCUCACUGAGGCCCUUGAGAUCCUGAGCCAAACAGCACCCUAAAAUGGAUUUUGAUUAGUACACGUCCAUAGUAAUGUACAGAUAACCAUAUUCUAUUGAUUUAGCUACUUUGUUUUCGGCGGUUAGUAAUAGUUGUGGUGGAUCACGGACGAUAAUUAUAUUUUGUCGGUGGUAUUGAGUUUGAGAGAUUUUCAAUGACAUCCUGUUUGGAGAACCGAUGAUAUUCCCCGGGUGUCAAAGUAGCAGUAUUCAGCGCAUAUUGGAAGCGAAAAAUGUACGAUGGGGAUAUCUAUGCCGACGCAGUUCUGUCGCUGUCGCGUCGUUCUGUUUGCUUCGUAUAAGCGUCGUCUUGAAAUUUCACAGUUUAGAUCACCUGCAUUCAAUGGCACUUUUUCACAUCACAUCACUUUUUUUCACAUUCAAUCGCAAUUGUUCUCGUUUCGGAGAAUCAAUCCUAAAGACACUUUUUUCUGGAAAAAAUACUGGCUCGGGAUGCUAGUUAUGAGACUUUUCCUUUCCUAUUCUAUUGCACUGUCUCAAUUGUAUUUUGGUUUUGGGUAUUACAGAUUGCUGAUGUGCUCAUAAGCAACGCGACAAGAGACGGGAGGAGGUGGAGGACUUAGGCCCCGACCUAGCCGGAAGGAUGCGACGGGUG
Amoebophrya sp. A25 is the source of this 3844-nucleotide messenger RNA. Lineage: Eukaryota; Dinophyceae; Syndiniales; Amoebophryaceae. The record is from the annotation of a GenBank genome assembly.